This is a messenger RNA of Penaeus monodon (black tiger shrimp), 630 nucleotides long. RefSeq lists its product as uncharacterized. The transcript is spliced from 3 exons. The record is from RefSeq and is a predicted model, not a curated record. Bases 282 to 605 code for a protein of 107 amino acids. NCBI's taxonomy places the organism in Eukaryota, Metazoa, Arthropoda, Malacostraca, Decapoda, Penaeidae.
GUUUGCCCAGGUCCCUUCAUGUUAACACAUGCCCAGGUCAUCCUUUUCAUGUUAACCCUAUAUCGCCGAGCGUGACGAAUUAGUUACGUUCGUUUCUAGUGAGUCCAGAGCUAAAGAAAAUGGAGUGAGAGAGCUGUGAACGAGUGCAACGUUUCAGGCACGUUCUACUGCUCAUAUUUAAGGGAUGGCAAAUCUUCUCGCUUGUGGUACUUGGCAGCUGUCUGGUCCUCCCUAGCAGAGAUCAGCUGACUGUGCCACGCCACACACUCCUCUCUGUUGUCAUGUGCAAAUGCAGUCUCACAGGUAUGGAUUCCUUUCGAUUUUAUGGAGUGAGGCGUGCUUUGGAGCGUGUUCUUCAUGCCCAAAAGGAAAAUGAUGACAGUGAUUUUGAUGAUAAUACAGAGGAAUGUCCAGACUAUGGGAGUGAUUACAUGCCGGAUGAUGAAGAGCUGGAACGGGCACCGUUGAUUGAUGAACCUGAUGACCCUCCUGAAUCAAGACCAGGACCUUCACAGCAGAAUCAAGGUCACAAGAUGGCUUCCAGUAAAAUAAACGUAGUGAGCACCCACUAUGGCGUCAAAUUGAAGGCCAGAACACUAGCUUAGACACAUCCGUGUGGACCCCGGGGUA